Monopterus albus (swamp eel) is the source of this 1942-nucleotide messenger RNA. It is a transcript of the gene crip2, whose product is annotated as cysteine-rich protein 2. The record is from RefSeq and is a predicted model, not a curated record. The transcript has 8 exons. Bases 112 to 729 code for a protein of 205 amino acids. NCBI's taxonomy places the organism in Eukaryota, Metazoa, Chordata, Actinopteri, Synbranchiformes, Synbranchidae.
CUUCAGGGAGCAGAGCGGGACACUUGCUGUGGAGAGAAGAACCGGAGGACAGAGACAGAGAGAGAGAGUGGACGCCGCUGCGGACAAACCAGACUCGACCCACAACCCAAAAUGGCUUCAAAGUGCCCAAAGUGUGACAAGACUGUGUAUUUCGCUGAAAAGGUGUCAUCACUGGGGAAGGACUGGCACAAGCUGUGUCUCAAGUGUGACCGAUGCAACAAGCUUCUCAAUGCAGGAGGCCACGCUGAGCACAAUGGAAGGCCCUACUGCCACAAGCCGUGCUAUGCUGCCCUCUUUGGGCCAAAAGGCGUGAACAUUGGUGGAGCAGGCUCUUAUUUGUACGAUACUCCAGCCAACAGCAAUUCAUCUCCCACUGCGUUGGAUUCAGCCUCCAAAGCUGAAGAGAAACGAGUGUACGCACCCAAAGCACCAUCAAAAGCUGGCAGCAUCACAACCUUUUCCGGAGAGGCCAACCUAUGUCCCCGAUGCAACAAGAAGGUGUAUUUUGCUGAGAAGGUGACAUCACUGGGCAAAGACUGGCAUCGACCCUGCCUGCGCUGUGAGAGGUGCAGCAAGACUCUGUCUGCUGGCAGCCACGCAGAGCAUGACGGCCAGGCCUACUGCCACAAACCAUGCUAUGCUGUUCUGUUCGGGCCCAAAGGUGUCAACACUGGUGGUGUGGGCAGCUACAUCUAUGACAAGGAGGCUAGUGAAGUGACCCAGCCUUGAACCCUUUGUCUCCUCAACCUCACAACACUUCUCUACACAACACUGACCAUCUACCUUAGUAUUAUUUGUAGCCUGUUUUCUUUGCCUCGCCUGUGUGUUCAUGCCUGAGACGAUCAGCCUUCUGCCCCAGAUCUUUCUUCCCUUUAAUCUGACCCACUUCCCAGCAGCCCCAGAUGAGAUGAUUCACUGAUUAUGUGUUUUAUAUACACAUACAGUUGCUCCAGGAGAACCUUUUGCAUAACCACAUUCAGCAUUCCUACAUGAUUAACUCCAGCUGUUUAAAAUGUUUUGAACCAUUUCGCCAUGUUUACACAUUCAUUCAAUAAGUGUGAGGAUGUUUUCACAUUGUGUGUGUUAAAAAAAAUUAAAAAAUCAGCCGAAACGUGAUUCUCAGGUGUGGGAAGGUGCAUCGUGGGUGGUGUGCUCACAGCCAAAAGGUACAGUAUUUGAUCUUGGAGGCUGCUGCAAGCACAGAUUCUGUGCACAUUGCCAAUUAAAAUUUAUCUGUAUUUUAUAGAUGCCAUAUUUACAGUUUGGCUGCUUGGAAUUGUGUUUUUGGAGAAGUCCGAACUUGUUGUAAAAAUGUGGGAUGCAACUGUUACACGAUUGUCCACAUCAUCCAAAAGGCUGCGCUGAGACUUUACUUUGGAUCGUAUUUUAAUAACCAGUUUAGUGCCAGCAUGCGGAUUAUAAAAUAUGUUGUGCUAAUAAGUAACACCAACAUCUUGUCACAGUUGUUCUACAUUGUAUUUUUUUUAAGUGAGGCAGAAUGUGGGUGAAGUUUUGGGCGUGGGCUGUGAUUUGAAACGUAUUUAUUGCUUUAAUUCAAGUCCUUUAAAUUUCAUUGGCCAUUGUACUGCUGCCCUUCGUGGGACUGAUUAUCAAGGAGGCAAAAUGAGGCGAUGUCAACUGUAUAAUUCUGUACGAUCAAGAUUUUUAUUUCAAAUAAAUCGCCCUGCUGUUAUUUUCCAAGAGAUGAUGUGCUAUUUUGAAGUAUUAUUUUUGCCAUUAGCAGAAACAGUAGUUAAGCUUAUAGAAACAGAUGAGAGGGAGAAAAGAAUGUGCAUUCUAGCAUUAUUGUAUGGCUGUUACGGUUUGUUUAUUACCUUUUUAGAUACAGCAGGGCUCGCCAUUUGUAGAACUGAAACUCUGCACUUCAGCUCUGCUGCAUUUGUCUUUUUAAUCCCUGGAAUAAAAUAUUUCAGAAACUCUU